AUGGCAGACCUGGCCGGAAGCGGAGCAAAUGCCUUCAGCUUUGAGCGCUGGGUCGCUGUUGAGUUGCCAGGACAAACCGAGGAGGCUCAGGAGGAAGCAGUCUUUCGUGAAGUGGUCCACUUCGCCCCGGACCCUUUGCCAGUUAGAUACUAUGACCAGGACACCACCAAGCCCAUCAGCUUUUACUUGUCGUCACUGGAGGAGCUCUUGGCGUGGACGCCCGGCGCGGAGGACGGCUUCAGCGUGGCCUUGGUGCCCGCCCAGGACCGGCAGCCCCCUCUGAGCAGCCGGCGGCCCCGGACCCUGCUCUGCCAUGACAUGAUGGGCGGGUACCUGGACGACAGGUUCAUUCAGGGCUCAGGGGUCCGGAGCCCCUACACCUUCUACCACUGGCAGUACAUCGACAUCUUCGUGUACUUCAGCCACCACCUGGUCACCAUCCCCCCGGUGGGCUGGACCAACGCCGCGCACAGGCACGGGGUCCGCGUGCUGGGCACUUUCAUCACCGAGUGGAAAGAGGGGGGGCAGCUGUGCGAAGCCUUCCUGGCCGGGGGCGACCUCUCUAUAAAUAUAAGCAUGUUAACUAUAUUUUAAAUGUAAUAUUUAAUGUUUUUCAGAAUUACAUCUUUUGACUAUACAAUAAGUUAUUUCAACUCCUCAUUACCGGCCGCCGUGGGGAACACGCCGCGCUUCCUGCGGUACCUGACCACUCAGCUCCACCAGCAGGUCCCGGGGGGCCUGGUGCUCUGGUACGACAGCGUGGUGAGCAGCGGGCAGCUCACGUGGCAGGACGAGCUGAACGAAAAAAACAGGGUUUUCUUCGACUCCUGUGACGGCAUCUUCACCAACUAUAACUGGGGGGAGGAGCACCUGGUGCGCAUGCGGCGCCCGGCCGGGGAGCGCCUGGCUGACGUCUACGUGGGAGUGGACGUGUUCGCCCGGGGGAAUGUCGUGGGCGGCCGAUUUGACACCAACAAGUCGCUGGAGCUGAUCCGGAAGCACGGGCUCUCGGUGGCCCUGUUCGCGCCCGGCUGGGUGUACGAGUGUUUGGAGAAGACGGAGUUCUUCCAGAACCAGGACAAGUUCUGGAGUUUGCUGACUCGCUACCUGCCCACCCACAGCAUCUGCUCCCUGCCCUUCGUCACCUCCUUCUGCCUGGGCAUGGGCACCCGCAGGGUCUGCUACGGCCAGGAGGAGGCGGUGGGGCCCUGGUACCACCCGGGUGCCCAGGAGCCGCAGCCCCUGUUUGGGGAGCACAGGCUGGAGGGGCCCGGGGAGGGCUGGGUGAGGAUGCACAGCUGCCUGGCUGACGCCUGGAACGGGGGCAGCUCCCUGCUCAUCCGGGGGAGGAUCCCGCCCGAGGUGGGACACGUGGCUGUGAGGUUGUUCUCCCUGCAGGUCCCGGUGCCCCCCAAGCUCUUCCUGUCCCUGGUGUAUAAGCUGGAGGGGACGUCGGAGGUCAGAGUGGCUCUGGAGCUCACCACAGGGGACGCGGGCAGCUGCUCUAUCGGGGGCGUCUCGGCGUUGAAUGAAACCAGCUCCAGGCACAGACCCCGACCCCUGCGGGGGCCCCCCACCAAGCUGGCCAGGUGGCAGCUGGGCGCCCGGGCCGCCGUGGCUGUGGCCGCCGUGACCCGUGUCUCAUUGGCCUCCAGCUGCUACGAGCUGAGCCUGCGCAGCUGCUUCCUGCAGGACCUCUUCGUCAGCUUCUCCCGGGCUCCGGGCAGCCGGGAGGAGGAGGACUUCGUCUGUCGCCUCGGGGAGAUCCAGGUGGUGGAUGCCGAAAGCCUGCUGAGCCCUCUGCCCCAGGUGCAGGCCCUCUCCGUGUCCAGGGUCGGCUGGCAGCGGGCGGCCCCGGAAAGCACGGGCCCCCCGACCAGGCUCCGGCUCAGCUGUACCCUGCACUGGUCCUACCCGCUGCCCCACGCCCGCUGCUUCCGGAUCCACUGUCGCCCAGGGGCCGGCGGUGGCCCUCCCGGCACCGGGCCCCUGGGGCCGGAGAAGCCCACGCUCUUGGGCCUGGCUUUUGCCAACCAGUACCGUGUCGUGGACCUGGCGGUGGCUGAGGCCCAGCCCGGCCAGGACGGCCGCGUGGAGUUCCUGGUGGAGCCGGUUCCCAUGGAGGGGUUCCUGGUGCCGCAGGCCGAGUGGGGCCGGGCGGCCCUGCUGUACUCCGUGCCCAGCACAUGAGCGGACACUGAAGCCGGAAGCCGGCCCCCCCGCACAGCCGGGGCUCCUUGUACGCGGGGCCGUGGGCUGUGCAGACAGCGGCCCAGGACCUGGGGCCCAUGGCUUUCCGGGUGGGCCUUGGUGGCAGGAACACCGAGGAGUCGGUGUUCUGGGUGCUGAUUCCCUGAGGUGCCUGGACCCCGCCUUUGUGCAGUCUCUCUCCGCAGUACACAGUUCCCGGGGAAAGUGGGAGGAGUUGGGAAAGUCGAGUCCAGAAAAUUCCAUAAAGGGCGUUUCCUAACAGGCUG
Molecule: messenger RNA, 2477 nt
Organism: Myotis davidii
Lineage: Eukaryota; Metazoa; Chordata; Mammalia; Chiroptera; Vespertilionidae
Gene: ENGASE
Product: endo-beta-N-acetylglucosaminidase
Exons: 14
Biological process (GO): protein deglycosylation
Cellular component (GO): cytoplasm
Molecular function (GO): mannosyl-glycoprotein endo-beta-N-acetylglucosaminidase activity
Source: RefSeq, a predicted model, not a curated record